Polistes dominula (European paper wasp) is the source of this 1166-nucleotide messenger RNA. RefSeq lists its product as uncharacterized. The record is from RefSeq and is a predicted model, not a curated record. Lineage: Eukaryota; Metazoa; Arthropoda; Insecta; Hymenoptera; Vespidae.
UAGUAAUAAUAAUAUAAGUGAAAUUGAAAUUGAAGAUGAUAAUAACUGGGUAGAUGUUGAAACACAGAGUGUAGAAGAUCAUUGUGCAUUUGAUGAUACUCCAAAAAAAAACAACUCUUAGUAUUACAUGUCAAACUAAUGAAAUUGUUGAUGAAAGUGUUUUAGAUGAACAUAAAUAUUUUUUUUGUAAUAUAAAUUCCUGUGAUGGUGUAAGUACUGCUGAAGUACAAGUAAACAUUCCAAUUAAAAGAACAGCUGAAAAAAUUUGUUAUGUUAAUUUGCCGCCUUUACACAAGAACGUUGAAGAUGUUGGGUGUGAUCCAAUUGCUCCAGAUUCUAUUAAAUCUGAUUGUCCAGGUUUCCAUGGAAUUACUUCUAUUCAUGAUGACCAAUCCUUAAGCASUUUAACCGGUGUUAAUUUUUCAAUAUUUGCACUUUUAUUGAAUAUGCUUCCUGACAUAAAAUCUACCAAAAUAGAUAAAAAAACAAAAUUACUUAUCACUUUGACAAAAUUGAAGACUGGUCUGACAUUUACAGCACUAGGAAUACUAUUCAGCAUUCACAGAACUUCAGCACAAAAAAUAUUUAUCAGGAACUUACAACAACUCAAUAUUUUAUUGAAAAAUUUUAUAGUUUGGCCUUCGAGAGCUACUCUACAAGCAACUCUACCAGAAGCUUUCAAAAAAAAUUACCCUGCAACACGCGUGAUUAUCGAUUGCACUGAAGUGUAUACAGAACAACCGCCGGAAGUAAGACAGAAAGUUUUCAUGUACUCGGACUAUAAACAUCAUCAAACAGUGAAAUUCUUGGUUGGGUGUGCUCCAAACGGAGUGAUAACUUUUGUAUCUAAGUGCUACGGUGGUCGUUCUAGUGACUGUUACAUUACGAACGAUUGUGGGAUAUUAGAUUUAAUAGAACCUGGUGACGUUGUUCUUGCUGAUAAAGGUUUUCCUCAAAUUCAAACCGAAGUUGAAAAAAAAAAUGCUAUCUUCAUUAUGCCUCCUUUUGCACAUGAUGGACAAUUUACAGCUGAAGAAGUUAACAAAACCUAUAAUAUUGCUUCAGUCAGAAUUCAUAUUGAAAGAGUGAACCAAAGAAUCAAAGAUUUCAAUAUUUUUACAAAAAUACCAAUAUCUUUACUUCCUCAUGUUGAUGAAAUUGUUUUU